Henningerozyma blattae CBS 6284 is the source of this 2055-nucleotide messenger RNA. It is a transcript of the gene MRX1, whose product is annotated as Mrx1p. The record is from RefSeq and is a predicted model, not a curated record. The transcript has a single exon. Gene Ontology annotation, molecular function: protein binding. The coding region runs from base 1 to 2055 and encodes 684 amino acids. Lineage: Eukaryota; Fungi; Ascomycota; Saccharomycetes; Saccharomycetales; Saccharomycetaceae.
AUGAAAAUAUUCAGGGUUCGUCCUCUUUUAAGGUCAUUCCAUACCACACCAAUACAAAGUUCUGAAGUUAAAUUAAAACUUAAUAAAUUUCAAAAGACAAAUGAAGUACUUUUGAAAACAUCAAAAGAUCAAGAAAAAUAUUUAAAGAAAAAACAAAUCCAAAAGCAUAAAUUAGAAAAGACUGCAUAUACAAAACAACAAGCAUUUCAUGUAUUGAAAAAAAAUCAUGGUGAAGCUAUUAACAAUCUAUCAGAUAUGGGCCCAACAAGUAAAUCUGAUCUUCAAUACAUGUCACUUACAAGAGAUAAACGAUUGAUAUAUACAAUGUUGGGUACAAGUGGUGAACAAUUAAGAGAUGCAGUCUUGGUGACUCGUGAUGUUAACAAGUUUUUGAAACGUAACCAAGUAGAAAAGGCAGUUUAUUUAACACGUUUAGCUGGCAGUAGGGGAUCUGCAGGUUUGAAUUCUAUUUUGAGUUAUUAUCUAAAUAAUCAAUCACCAAAUUCUGCAAUUGAUAUGUAUAAUUGGAGUAGGAAAUGGAAUAUACCAAUUGAUGACUAUACAUAUACGAUCUUAUUUGAUGGAAUUUCCAAACAACUUCUUCCAGUUUCUAAUAAAAUUGGAGAAAAAAUUUUAAGCAUGGUAGAUAAUUUAAUUAAUGAAAAAAAAUUAAAUAUUACUAGGUUUAAUUCUGCAUUGCAUGCCCUAUCGAAUUGUACAGAUUCAAUUUAUAUGUUUCAAUUAUGGGAGAAAAAUUUAUCUGGAGUAAAACGAGAUAAAAUUAGUUAUUCAACUUUAUUAAAAGGUUGUAUACAAUUGAACGAUGAUGUAAAAUUUUUUGAAAUAGUCAACAGUAUCAUGGAAAAUAUACCUAAAAGUUGUGUUGAUGAAAGAGUAUUAUUUCAAUAUUGUAAGACAUUAUUAUCAAGAGACAAUACUAAAGUUCAAAAUACUGCAUUUGUUUGUUUAUUAAAAUAUUUUGAAUUUGAAACUACUAUAUAUGGGUUACCAGAAGUUUCUAAAGAUGUUCAACUUUAUGAAUUGGAUCAUUGGUCAAUUGAAAAAAAAUUUCCUCUUACAUCACAUCCUGUAGGGUUAUUAUUGGAUACUAGUGUAAGAAUUGGUAGAGAGAAAAGAGGAUUAGAUGUAUUUGAAAAUUUGCAAAGAUCAAAUCCACAAAUAAUGGAUAUUGGUAUUUAUCAUAAAUACAUGGAAAUUUAUAUGAAAUUAUUUUCCACUGAUUGUGUGAAAAAGACAUUAGAAGUAUAUGAAUUCUUAAAGACCAAUGAUUUCCCCUCAUCUAAAAAAUCAUUAAACCUUGUUUAUAAAUCAUUUAAAAGAGAAAUGUUAAAAAAACCAGUAAUGAUCGAUAAAGAAAGAGAGACGAAAUUGAUGGAACAAUUAUUAAAAUUCAUGAAAGAUGAAGAAGGGUUUACAAAUGAAGAAGGUGACAAAAUAAUACCCAGAUCUGCAUGGAAUAUGUUCAACUACGUGAUAAGACAAGUUGAAAAGGGAUAUAUCCUUACCGAGUGUUUAUCUAAUGUUGUUUGUGAAUUUUCUAAGUCAAUAUUACAUAAUCAAUUUGUAGCGGAUCGUAAAAAACGUGAUGAAUUCGUUUAUAUUCAAACUCCUGAAUUGAUGGCUACAAGUCUUGUGAUGAAGCUUCAUAAGAGAUUAACCAAACAUCGGAAAUAUAAUAGACAUUUACCUAACGUUCGACAUGAAAAGAUUCAAAUUGAAUAUCAAUUAAACAAAUAUAAAUGUCGGAUAUUAGAUCAUGUUAAUAUAUUUAGUAAUAAAAAUAAAAGAAGACCAGAUAUUGAACGAAUUGAAAAAAAUUUAGAAAACAAGCGCAAAGAAAUAUUUAAAAGAAACUGGACCCACCCUUGUUUCUUACAAGUUGUGAGGAAUAAGAAUAAGAAUAAGAAUAAGAAUAAAAAUAAAAAUAAGAAUAAAAAUAAAAAUAAGAAUAAAAAUAAAAAUAAGAAUAAAAAUAAAAAUAAGAAUAAAAAUAAAAAUAAGAAUAAAAAUAAAAAUAAGAAUAAAAAUAGUUGA